This is a messenger RNA of Anthonomus grandis grandis, 3957 nucleotides long. Its product is annotated as E3 ubiquitin-protein ligase HECW2-like. Gene Ontology annotation, biological process: regulation of dendrite morphogenesis. The record is from RefSeq and is a predicted model, not a curated record. Gene Ontology annotation, molecular function: ubiquitin-protein transferase activity; protein binding. The transcript has 15 exons. NCBI's taxonomy places the organism in Eukaryota, Metazoa, Arthropoda, Insecta, Coleoptera, Curculionidae. The coding region runs from base 359 to 3757 and encodes 1132 amino acids.
GACACAUACAUAGAAUAAAAUGUAAACAAAUAAUCAAAAAUGUAUUAUGAAAAUAAAACCACUAUUAAUUAAAAGUUAAAUGAUAUAAUUUCAGGAACAUUUAAAUUUGCUACAAACCAGUUUUUCCAAAUAAUUUAUUUUUUGUCAUGUGGUAAACCUAAUAUACAAGUACAUCGAAUAAACAAGCACAGAUUUAAAUUUCCAGAAGGGUUGGCAUGUGGUGCCAAAGAGUCUGAAAUCCAAUUACCAUGGAAAUUCUAAGAUUUUUAAAGUCAUAAAUAAAUAUUUAUAAGAUAUGAGUAAUAAAUAUAGGAUAAAAUGUAGAGAUACUCAUUAAAGGCUUGAAAAGCUUAUUAAUAUGGAGGAAGAAAAUGAUUUAUUAAAUAAGAGUGAUCUUAAUUCAGAAAUACAUAAUCAAGAGCCUGCACAACAUGAAAAUGAAUUAGUGGCAUGUAGCAGUAGCACAAUUAAUUCAUUUAUAGUAACAACUAGAGGUGUUGAUAUAAACCCUGCAUUAAAUACUAAAGGAGCUGAAGGUCUAAACUUUGAUGUCUCAAAAACAGUGUCAGAUAUUACAACUCAAGAUGUUGAAAGUAUUUGUCCACAAGGUACAAAGAAAAAAAUCCGAUCCAAAAAGUCUCCUAAUAAAGAGUACUUCCAUAUAUGGAAUACAUACAGUUCUCCAUCUCCAGAUGAAGAAAACAAAAGUUUAGAAGGAAUGUUAAAACUAGAAAGUCUCAAGCCAAUGUUGCCUCCUAGAUCACAAUUUCAUCGUCCAUUAGAAAGAUCACACGCAUUAGGUGUGAGUUUAAAUUGCUCCUCAACAGCAAUGAAGAAUAAACCAAUAACAUUCAAUGUGGAAGAUACCUUUAAUUUUGAUAUUAUUGAUACUGAUGACAAUUUUAAGAUACUAACAAAUGUAGAUGUCCCUAUAAAUGGUUGUUGUGAUAAUUAUAAAUUUAAUGUUGUCAUUAAAAAUGUUGAAUCUAGUCCUGAUAAUGCUUGUAAGUCAAUAGAUCACAAAUAUAGUGAAUGUAGUACUUCUAAGGAUACCAAUAUUAGUAUGAAUGAAACUGGAAAUGGUAUAUUAAAUAAUAAAAUGCAUAAAACUUUAACAAGGUUAGGAUCUCUUUGCAAGCCUGAUACUACUCAUGAUGUGGCUGUUGAAUACUCAAAUACUCCUGUUCAUCAAAUAAAACCAAAAAGAGAUGUUGUUAGGCCACAUCCAAAAGCUUUAACAAGGGUAGCUGAACAGUCAGGUAGGUUGCCAGUUUGUCCUCCUACUCCAACCCACCACUCUAAAAAAAAUCGGGGAACCACAGUAUGUGAUUUGCAACCACCAAAUUUAAAGGUUUCUGAGAUGCCUGUUUUGAAUAUAAAAGACGUUUCUGUUAGUGAUAAUAUUUAUAAUAGCUGUGAACCACCAAAAAUUGGCUUUAUUGCCAUGUCAGAGCUUACAAAUGCAUCUAUUCAACGACCCACUGUAAGAGCAAGAAUGACUGUGUCAUCUGAAGAUAAUCAAGUUGAUGAGAGAGUUCCUCUACCCUUGCAGAGAUUGAAUACUUCAAGAUUGCCGAGUUUACCAGAAAGAAAUCAGAGAUCUUGGGUGCCUACUGAUGUCACUGUAGAACAUGAAGAUCCCCUUCCACCUUCAUGGGAAGCAAGAAUGGAUAGCCAUGGGAGGGUAUUUUACAUUGACCAUGCAACAAGGACAACAUCUUGGACCCGUCCGGGUGCAAACAAUUGCAAUCCGUCGAACAUUGUGGGCGCUGAACAACAUCGAAGGCAAUUGGACCGGCGAUAUCAGAGCAUAAGGCGUACCAUAAGCUCGACAAGGCUUGAAAACGGAGAUUUGGUUAAUUUUCCGCCUGGCUAUCGAUUUUUAAAUCGGCCCGAUUUUUUUACAAUUCUUCAUAUGAACCCGGAAGCUACAUCAUUAUAUAACAGACAUCCUUCGCUCAAAUAUAUGAUUAACCGAAUUAGGCGAGAUUCAACUUAUUUUGACAAGUAUCAACACAAUAAGGAGUUAGUUUCGUUAAUAAAUUUAUUUGCAGAGCCAAAUCGAGAUCUUCCAGAGGGUUGGGACAUCAAAAGGGAUUCCAGCUCAAAACAUUUCUUUAUUGACCAUACAAACAAAAAAACUACCUAUUUGGAUCCAAGAUUGCCUUUAGAUUGUUUUACAAUUGAUAGAAGAUUUUCUGAAGAUUUAGAGGCUCCAUUUCUUCCUCCUCGUCCAAUAACAACAACAGCAAAUGCCACUACUAACAUUCCAGAAGUUCCAGUGGCGUACAACGAUAAAGUUGUAGCAUUUAUAAGGCAGCCAAAUAUUUUUGACAUUUUAAAAGAAAGACACCCGCCUGUGGGAAGUUCUUCUUCGCUAAGAGAUAAAAUCAAUGCUGUAAGAGUGGACGGAACUAUCGCAUUGGACAGAUUAAGUCAUGAUGUUAAUCUUACGAUUUUGCUUAGCCUGUUUGAACAGGAAAUUAUGUCAUAUGUUCCGACCGUAGAAACAAUAUCGACCCGAAGCCCUAGAGCUUCGCCCCAACCUUCACCUAUCGCUUCACCUGGACUAGGUAGGCACAGGGUGCCUGCACCACACAAAAGAGAUUUUGAGGCAAAGCUGCGCAACUUUUAUCGAAAGUUGGAAACUAAGGGAUAUGGUCAGGGACCAGGGAAAUUUAAGUUACCUAUUCGACGAGAUCACCUAUUAGAAGAUGCAUUCAGAAAAAUAAUGUCAGCAAAUAAAAAAGAGCUUCAAAAAGGAAAAUUAUGUAUUGUUUGGGAUAAAGAGGAAGGAUUAGACUACGGAGGUCCCUCGAGGGAAUUUUUUUUUCUUCUUUCUCGAGAACUAUUUAAUCCUUAUUAUGGCCUUUUCGAAUAUUCUGCCAACGAUACUUAUACCGUACAAAUCUCACCUAUGUCAGCUUUUGUAGAUAACUAUCAUGACUGGUUUAGAUUUAGCGGAAGAGUUAUUGGCUUAGCAUUGGUUCAUCAAUACCUCCUAGAUGCAUUUUUCACUCGUCCAUUUUAUAAGGCUUUACUUCGAAUACCCGUAGCCUUGUCUGAUUUAGAAAGUCUUGAUUUCGAAUUUCAUCAGUCUUUACAAUGGAUUAAAGAUCAUGAUAUAUCACUACAGGGUGAACUUGAAUUGACAUUUGCAGUAACUGAAGAGGUGUUUGGUCAGGUUAUGGAGAGGGAGUUAAAACCUGGAGGAAGAAAUGUAGCAGUUACAGAAAAAAAUAAAAAGGAAUAUCUAGAGCGAAUAGUUAGAUGGAGAUUAGAACGGGGAGUUGCAGAUCAGAUUGAAUCUUUGGUUCGUGGUUUCUACGAAGUUGUAGAUCCCAGAUUAGUAGGAGUAUUCGAUGCAAGAGAAUUAGAGCUGGUUAUUGCGGGAACUGCUGAAAUUGAUUUGUUAGAUUGGAGGAACAAUACUGAAUAUAGAGGAGGAUAUCAUGACCAGUAUCCCGUUGUAUCUUGGUUUUGGCAAGCAAUUGAAAGGUUUACAAACGAACAACGACUUCGUCUACUGCAAUUCGUCACUGGAACAUCGAGUAUUCCAUUCGAAGGAUUCUCAGCUUUACGAGGCUCGAUAGGCUCUAGAAAAUUCUGUAUAGAAAAAUGGGGUAAACCCAACAGUUUACCUAGAGCGCAUACAUGUUUUAACAGAUUAGAUUUACCACCGUACCCCACUUUUGAAGUUUUAUAUGAAAAAUUAUUAUUAGCAGUAGAAGAAACUAACACAUUUGGAAUUGAAUAGACCGGAAAUUAAAGUUUUUUUUUUUAAUUUGUUGUGCAGUUUAACAGCUUUCUUACGACAAGCAUUUAUUUUAAGUUUUUUUAAGGAAAAUUUUAUAUUCGGAGUAUAUCUAAAGUCUAAAUAAAACAUGUUUUUAGUAACAAAAUACACAUAUAGAAUAGUAGAGGUUACAAAAAUUAUAAAAUAAAAAUAAUAUUGUA